This is a messenger RNA of Eurytemora carolleeae, 1272 nucleotides long. Its product is annotated as dehydrogenase/reductase SDR family member on chromosome X-like. The coding region runs from base 33 to 1025 and encodes 330 amino acids. The transcript has a single exon. Lineage: Eukaryota; Metazoa; Arthropoda; Copepoda; Calanoida; Temoridae. The record is from RefSeq and is a predicted model, not a curated record.
CCAUGUUUUAAUUAACUAAACUUCCAGACAGAAUGAUUCUAACCUUGUUGAAGUUACUGUUCUACAAACUCUACCUAAACCUGAUCGGAGCAGUCCUGGUUGUUAAAGAGCAGAUUCUAGAUCGACAUAGAGUUCCAGUAAUCCCUGAGGAUCAGUAUGGAAGAACGAUCGUGAUCACCGGAGGAUCCCGGGGUAUAGGGUUAGAAGCUGUUAAGAAGUACUUGAACAUGCAGUGCAGUAUUAUUAUUGGAUGCAGAAAUGUGGAGCAAGCUAGAAAUGCACUGAGCUCCUACAAUAGUUCGAUGGUUCGGAUCCUACCUCUGGAUCUUAUGAAACUCAGCUCCGUCCGAAAGUUUGCCAAAACCAUCUUGGAUUAUGAUAUUCCAAUUCACGCACUUACAAAUAAUGCUGGGAUUAUGUUUGGUCCCCGAAAUGAGUCGGAAGAUGGGUUUGAAUCUCAGCUAGCAACUAACUAUCUAGGACACUUCCUCCUAAGUCAUCUACUCCUACCAAGCCUGGAGCAGGGUGGAACAGCUGAGAAACCUGCAAGGAUUGUAAACGUCUCCUCCUGUGCUCACUUUUGCGGAUCCUGGAUGGAUUUCGAGGAUUUGAAUAUGAAAAAAUUCUACUCACCGGAGAAAAGUUACGGUAACUCAAAAGUAGCGCAGAUUUUGUUCUCUCAGUACCUGGAUUCCAAGCUGUCAGCUCGGGGCAGCAAGGUUCGAGUUAUCUCUCUUCAUCCCGGAGUAGUUUAUACAGAUCUCUAUUCUCAUGUUGGUUGGGUUCAGAUAUUUACAAUUGUUGCUCGUUGUCUGAUGAAAACUGUAUCUCAAGGUGGAGAUACUCUAGUCUACGCCGCUCUCGCUACAGAGCUUGAUAGUGCCAAGACGGUUGGAUUAUACCUAGAGAACUCCAGGCUAACAAGCACUAGUUCAUUCGCAUCAUCUCUGGAAAAUCAAACCAAGCUCUGGGAGAAAACUUGCGACAUGCUGAAAAUCUCAGAUUUUUUUGAGACCACCAUUUGAUUAAUAACUUCCAAUGCAUGAAAAAAGUUACCUUCAUUUUGAUUUAGCAACUGCUCUCUAGAUAAUUUUUUACUUGUUACGAAACAUUCCCAAUAUUAUUGGACGAAUUGUACGAUAUUGCUGGACAACAUUAGUAUUAAAGUUGUGAUUUUGUUAAACAUAGUUCCAACUUAACUUUCAUAUAUUUUUAUUUUUAUAUUAUUUCCAUCCGAAUUAUUGUUAACAUUUAAAUAUUUAUUUACAUUUA